Lotus japonicus is the source of this 2255-nucleotide messenger RNA. RefSeq names its product guanine nucleotide-binding protein alpha-1 subunit. The transcript has 14 exons. The coding region runs from base 667 to 1845 and encodes 392 amino acids. The record is from RefSeq and is a predicted model, not a curated record. Gene Ontology annotation, molecular function: GTPase activity; G protein-coupled receptor binding; G-protein beta/gamma-subunit complex binding. Lineage: Eukaryota; Viridiplantae; Streptophyta; Magnoliopsida; Fabales; Fabaceae. Gene Ontology annotation, biological process: adenylate cyclase-modulating G protein-coupled receptor signaling pathway. Gene Ontology annotation, cellular component: heterotrimeric G-protein complex.
CACUUGCUGCCUGCUUCUCUGUCCCUGUCUUUUCCAAACUUUGACCGAAACCAAACAAAGCCAGCAAGGAAGGAAAGAAAGAAGGAAGAACCCUCUGCACCUUUCGGCGCUCUUUUUCUUUUCUCUCUAUUUUCUUUCCUUCCCUCCCUCCAUCCAUUCACCUCUUUCUUCUUUCUUCCUUCUUCUUCUUCUUAAUUAUAUUAGCAAUUUGCAAUCUAUUAUUACAUGUUUAUGUUUCUUCCUAAUAGCACUUGUUGUUUUGUGUGUUUAUUUAUGUACCCCUAAUUACCCACACUGCUACACCAUUAUCCUAACCAUAUUCUAAUCCCUUAUUAUUAUAUUACCUUAAACAAAACAAACUCUAUAAUUGUUGUCUUUUGGUAUGUUGUUGUGUUAGAGUUAGUGAGUGUCUGAGUGAUGAUAUGUUAUAUCUUUCUCCCUCUGCUGUGAACAACAACACAAACUGAACUUGCUUCCUAGCUUCACUCCCAACCACAUCACCCAAAUCUAGCGCCAUAUCUAGUUCUGCAGAAGAGACCCUUUUACUCAUUUCUUCAAAUUUUCAGUUCUUUUGUUAGGUGAAAUCAAGCCCACUAAUGCACGCACGCAUUAGAGAAGGGCGUUGAAACCGUGUGAUUUCUGCUGGAGCUUGACUAGUCAUCUUCUAUGCUGUCUUUUGUUACAGAAAAUAUGGGAUUACUAUGUAGCAAAAAUCGCCGUUAUAAUGAUGCUGACACUGAAGAAAAUGCACAGACUGCAGAAAUUGAAAGAAGAAUAGAGUUAGAAACGAAGGCUGAAAAACAUAUUCAGAAACUUCUUCUACUAGGAGCCGGAGAGUCAGGGAAGUCUACAAUCUUUAAACAGAUAAAACUUUUGUUUCAAACUGGCUUUGACGAGGCAGAGCUAAAAAGCUACCAACCAGUCAUACAUGCUAAUGUAUAUCAGACAAUAAAAUUACUGCAUGACGGAGCAAAGGAGUUGGCCCAGAAUGAUGUUGAUUUUUCAAAGUAUGUUAUAUCCGAUGAAAACAAGGAAAUUGGGGAAAAGUUAUCAGAAAUUGGGGGCAGGCUGGAUUACCCCUGUCUCACCAAGGAACUAGCACUGGAAAUAGAGAAUUUAUGGAAGGAUGCUGCAAUUCAGGAAACAUAUGCCCGCGGUAAUGAGCUCCAAGUUCCAGAUUGUACCCACUAUUUCAUGGAAAAUCUGCACAGACUGUCCGAUGCAAAUUAUGUUCCAACAAAGGAUGAUGUUUUGUAUGCAAGAGUGCGUACCACUGGUGUUGUAGAGAUCCAGUUCAGCCCUGUUGGAGAAAAUAAGAAAAGCGGUGAAGUCUAUAGACUAUUUGAUGUCGGCGGUCAGAGAAAUGAGAGGCGAAAAUGGAUCCAUCUGUUUGAAGGAGUUUCAGCUGUAAUAUUCUGUGCUGCAAUUAGCGAGUACGAUCAAACACUUUUUGAGGAUGAAAACAAGAACAGAAUGAUGGAGACUAAGGAACUUUUUGAAUGGGUCUUGAAGCAGCCAUGUUUUGAGAAAACAUCCUUCAUGUUAUUUCUAAACAAGUUUGACAUAUUUGAGAAGAAGAUCCUGAAAGUCCCUCUUAAUGUUUGUGAGUGGUUCAAAGAUUACCAGCCAGUUUCAACAGGGAAACAGGAGAUUGAGCACGCAUAUGAGUUUGUAAAGAAAAAGUUUGAAGAAUCAUAUUUCCAGAACACUGCCCCGGACCGUGUAGAUCGCGUCUUCAAGAUCUACCGGACCACUGCUCUUGAUCAGAAGGUUGUGAAGAAGACAUUCAAGCUUGUUGAUGAGACAUUGAGACGGCGGAAUCUCUUUGAGGCUGGCUUGUUAUGACCAAUUUAACCAUGUGUUAUUAUAAGAGGGAUAAAAUAUUUACAUUGAAAAGAGGUGAUCAGAGAUUUUGGGUAUACUAGAGAUCAGGUAUACUAAAAUAUUAAAUCGAUUUGUUGAUUUUAUUUCCCAAGUAAAUCUUGCUGGAUGAGUGGAUGGAGAAAAAGGGCCUUUCUUAAAUAGUUGAUUUUCACAUCCAUCUUCAAAGGGCUAAUUGGUUGUGCGGAAGUUUCAAGAUUGAUAUCAUGAUCUAUGAUUAUGUUUCUAUAGAGUAAAAGUCACUCAUGAUAUGUUGUAUUUCAUAUUCACAUUUCAUAUUGCUUUUCCAUGCCCAUGGUUGUGUUGUUGUACGUGCCUUGUGUCAUGCUGUAUGAAGUUCUGAAUUCAUAUAUAGGAUAUGUUUUGAUAAACAA